Molecule: messenger RNA, 5945 nt
Organism: Lymnaea stagnalis (great pond snail)
Lineage: Eukaryota; Metazoa; Mollusca; Gastropoda; Lymnaeidae
Source: the annotation of a GenBank genome assembly
CUUUUACUUUUGGAAGGUCAAUAAAUAAGAGGACACUCACGUCCGUUGUAAGGAAAUCAUUAUAAAAUGUUGAACAAAGUAACACCACUUUUGAGAGCAGCACCACGUACGUCAUAUUAAUUAAAAAUAAGUAAAUAGUUAAAUUAGUUCCCCUUUUAAUUCAUAAAUAAUUCUUAGUUUACCAAAUGGUUCAUUAAUAUAAUUGACUGAAUGAGUCGAUCAUAAAAGUCAUAAGUUUACUAACAAAAUUAAGUCAGUCAACAAUAAUUAAUUAACAUAACAAUGAUUGAAUGAAUAGACAAGACAACAGUGGCACACAAAACAGCAAAGGCAAGGCCUAUUCAGUGUUUCUUUACAGUGGACUAUUAAACUUAAACUACUAACUAGUAGGUACUUGUAAGUUAAAGUUGUACUUGACUUGGGUAAAAAAUUAUAAAAAUAUUACAAUUCCUCAAUUACAGUAUAUAUUAUAAAUCAAAUUUCAAAUAAAACAACAGAAUCAACUUUCUAGACUUUAGUACAUUUUGACACUAAUUUAAUUUUAAUAAAUGAAAUGGAUGAUGAAUGGCAUUAUUAUUAUUAUUUAUUAUAUUUUAUAUUCUAUAUAAAUAAUUUAUUGAUAUAAUAUCGGGUCACAUCAAUUAAUUAGGCUUAGACCUACUAUUACUAACACUAGUACUGACUACUGAAUUAGUACUUGGGCUUAGGCCCAGCCUUUAACUUCAAUAAUCAAUAAUAUUAUUGAUUGUUUGUACCUUUUGGGAUUAUAUCAUAUAAGUAGGUAUAACAAUACUUGUCGAAGCAUCGUUUUGCGUAUGUCCUAAAAUGUCGAAAAAACGUGUUCUGCAAUAUGGCGUACAGCAACACAGUAUCAUUGGAAAAUUGCAGACUACGUCACCUUUGUUUAUAAAAUACUUGCUUUCCUCAUCACUGACAUAUCAGUUUUUGUGUUCCGGUCAUAUAUUGAUUUAUGCUACGAUAUUUUUUUUGCAUCACGGGCAGUAUUAUUAUAAUGACUCGGUUAGUAUAUAAAUCGCAUAAAUACUUUUUUACUAGUAAAGCCACCAAAAUAAGGUUUAGUGCUCCUUAAUCUACAUUCAUUGUAAGUGUAAGAGUUUUUUCAAUAUUUUGAGUUAUUAUCGUUGAGCUCUCGAUAAAAAGUUAUGCAACCCGCGAAGAAGUGGGGGGUAUGAAAUUAUCAUUAUUUUUUUAUUUUGAUCGAGAAGCCGGAAAUGGCUGCUAUCACUGUGAUUCGUUAAUGUUAAAUCCUUAAACAUCUAAAUAAUUAUAAGACGUUUAAAAUUAAUCAUUUUAAGAAAAGAUUAUAAGCAAACUUGAAAAGUUUAUGUAGUAACGAAGGGUUGGUUUUAAGUUUUAUUUACCGGUACACAGUUUAUCGUUUUUUCAUUAUUGAAUUUUUGAAUCAAUAUUUAAUAGUUUUACAAUAGUAAUAUCGAUAAUAAUAAUCGUUUUUCUCUUAUUAUUUCAGAGAAUAUUACUGAAAUUAGGCCUACUUAUCAUUAUCAGUUAUAAUUAUAAUUAUAAACAACUGUUCAGUGUUAUUAUAAUCCUAUAAUUGUCUAUCUAGGCCUAAGCUUAAUUUUUCUUACUAAUUCUAUUACAAGCCUAUAAGUUCUAUUAUAUAUAUAUAUAUAUAUAUAUAUAUCAGUUUAUUAAAAUACAUCAAAUUAAUAAACAAGACUCGAACAACAUCAUCAUAGCAAUUAUAUUUUUAUUAGGACAUAGAAAAGCAGUACAUAGACAAUUGUUUAAUAUAUAAAAUAAUUUUUUUUAAUGAAUUAGUCUCAUCAUUAUCAUAUUAUCAUCAUUGAUGAUAUUUGAGUAAAUUUAUCUAUAAUUACAUGCUUUCAAUUUUAUAAAUUAAAAAGACUACUUACCUUUUUAUAAAUAUAAUAAUUGAUUUAAAAUUAACACAAGCAUAAUAAAAUUAGUUACAAUUCAAUAAAUAAUAAUAAACAUGGUGUUUUUUGUUUUUUUUUCGUUUUUUCCUUAUAAAUAAUGAUUUUCCCAAUUUUUCUGUUCACUUUUUUCUGAACAUACCCACAAAUAAAUUUAUAAAAAAAUAAAAGUCUUUAUGUUAUAUAAAAGUUUUGUUGUUUAUUGUACUGUAUAUUGCAUUGAGCAUGUCUCCUGAAAAUUUGGUAGAUUUGGUUCUUUUAAAAUCAAAAAGUUUUGGGUAAAAUAAGGCAGAAAUUUUGAAAGUGGGUCACACAUUUUUUCAGUUAAAUACUAAGAUAAAGAAGGGGGUGUUUAAAAAUCACUAAAAAAAAUCAUAACUCCACUUCUGUAAAAGAUAGAAAGGAUGAAAUUGGUGUUGUUGUAAAGCUUAUAGCUAGCCAUUUAAAAUGAUGUAUCAUUCAUGGCAAUUUGACAAUAUUUAAAUUUUGUGUCAAAGUACCUAAUAUAAGGUACUUUGGUAAAGUAAGGUAGACUACUAAAUUAAGUGUAUCAGAAAUGGGAAUUGGCACAGAAAAAUCAGAGUUUUUAAUUUUCCGAUGUGUGUGUCUAUUCAUUAAUAAAUGAGCCCUUUUAACAUAUAUUUGAGUUCCCUUUCCGGCCUUACACUUUAGUAGACAUCUUGGCAUACAUUUUCAUUGAUUUGUUUGGAUUUUUCAAUCGACCUGUAUUUUGAAAUUCCCCUUUAAAUAUAAGGGGUCUUUUACUAAAAAAUGUGUAUAGAAGUUCAUUUUUUAUGUCUUUCAUAUUAAGUUUUAAUCUAACAAUGUAUGUUUGUGUCAAUUCUCAUUGAGUUAGGACGAGGACAUGUCAGCCACUUGUUAUGCUCAUUUGAGUAAACCACUAUAUGGUAAUUUGCUAAGCCCAAUUUCGAUAAGGAAGUGGCCACGCCCCGUAUUAAUGGCGGAAGACACCAAUACUUCGGGAAUAUUUAAUUAUUACCACUAUUUACAUCAAAAUAUUUGAUAACUUAUGUUUUAGAAUGAACUUAUUGAAAGAAUAAUAUUUUAAUUUUAGGUUAAGAAACCCAAUAGAGUCCAUAUUAUAAAUAAUCAUAAUUUGCCGUGUGCAAAAUGCCAUGGCCAUGGGGCAGCCAUUCACAGUCACAUGCAUAAUGGCUAUACCAUACUAUCUCAGAGUUUUCAUUCAUAAAAGUUUGCCGUGUGCAAAAACUAUUAAACCAGGUCAGGGAAAGCUUUAUUAAUUAGUCAUGUGCUAAAGUUGAAAGUUCAAAAUAAGUAGUUCCCAAACUGUAUUUUAGUGAUAAGUGGAUGCGUUGCCUUAUAUAGAUUAUAUAGCAUGUACUGGUACAAUGGACGCCAUAGAUUUGGUAAACAGAAAAGCCAUAUAUUAAUACAUUAUAUUAAAUUUACUGAUAUACAUAGUGCAUAGUUAGAUAAGCUACAAUUUAUCUAUAAUUGUAUAACAUUAUUAAAAUUAUUUUUUAAUACCUGGGGCAUUAGUUCUGAAAAUAAAAAUCUUAUAAAAUUAUCAUUAAAACGAGAGUUAUAUAGCUCGUGACGCGAACAGAGGAUUUGGGUCACAGAAUGUGGAGGUGCUGCCCAUGUUAACAAAGGACAAAUGAGGUGGUACUUUAAAAAUUCAUAGCUUUAAAACUACAACAGCUAAAAAUAUGAUUUUGGAGUUAUAAUUCUGUAAAACAUUAGCUUUACUUAUCUAUGCCAUCUGUUUAUUUUUACAAAAUUUUUAAAUUUUUAUCAAAGUAUCUAUAUUAUAUUUAUAUAGACUAAUAUAGUUAUUAUAUAGUCUGUUGUAGUACAGAGAAAUAUUGCUGAUAAAUGGCAAGGUACAGAAUGACAGAUACAGAGUAAAUCAAAUAUUUAUGGAGUGUCUGAGAAAAUUUAAUGUUUAUGGAGUAUCAUACAGCGUCGAUAAUGACUAGACUAUCUAUAAUUUAUAGUACCGAUAUCCAUAUUUACUGCUCAUUCGUAUUCUUCAGCGUUUAUAUUAUUUGGAGGAGGCACUAGUUGGAGUAGCUCUUUAUGGCCCUGGUUAAAAUUUGAAAUAUAUAUGUGUGGUUAGCCACCAUCAAAUUGGCAAUUUUGUAACUGUAAAGUAAAUGAUAAAUCUAAGAUGUGGGACUCACCCACCCUCAAUCACUCAGCUAACAAAUGACUAACUUACUAACCAUCUCUGGUUCUUAAGCAUAUUGGUAGUGUGAGUCUUUCUGUGAGAUAAGUCAUGGAUUUAAAUAUGUUUUAUAUACAUUGCUUGGUUCUCAUCAGUGUCACUAAACUCUUUUUCAGCAACAAAGUUUCCAAUAAGGGUCGGUUUCGGUUUUUGGCUAUCACAGCAAUUUUUCCUAAACGUAUGACUGACUGACUGGGGAUGGACUGUGUUGUUGCUUGCAUUUAACCCAAGACAGUAAUAAAUCUGUGGAUGACUUUGUUGUGCUACCAAAUUACCUAAUACUUGAUUAGUUUGAUCAGUGAUUUCUUUAUUUAUAUUACAGGUCUCCAACAAGUACGUUUCGGUCAUGGUGUUCCAGCACACUGGAAAACCCUUCGUCAAAUUAGUGAAGAGACCAAAAGUCACAUGAAUUUUAUGCCUGUCCCUCAAGGUUCCUGGCAAGAAGCUUAUAAGGCCAAAAGUGCCAAAGCAAAUAUUUUGCUUGCAGCAUCAGUAGCUGCAUUCAUUAGCACCUAUGCACUGGUAAGUGGAUAAUUUGCAAUUAGUAUUUUCAAUUUGAAUUUCAUUUUAAAUCCAAUUUUAAACAAUAAAUAUCUUUUUAGUGUCAACAAAUUAGCAUACAGGGUCUUAAUACAAAGAUCAUUAUAAAGAUUGUUUUUAACAUUACUCAAUUGAAUAAUUUACUAUUUGAAGUCACCAAACUUUAACAUUUAUACUGAUUUGAUCAAAAGAUUCAUCUGAAAACUGCUUGUCUUUAUCAUGUCCAAAUAAGACUUAGCAUUUGAAAUUAGCAUGUACAUAAUUAAAAUAGCUUGAAACUUUAACUUUCAAUAAAAUUAUUUUUAUAUCUUAUUGUGCUGUAUAAAGAUAUUAUUGUAAUUUUCUUCUCGUCCCUUUCAGUUAUGGAAAAGCGGUGUUAUAUACUUGCAUUCAGCACCACCAAUGUAUAACAGCAAAAAAGCAUAGUUGUUUUCUCCUAGUUUUUAUGAUUUGGUAUUUUGUUUAACAAGGCCUAUCUCAUCAUGACUAAUACCUAUAUUAUAAAGUUAAUUAACCCAGGGAGUUUUAAAUUUGAUGCAAAUUUUGUUAACCAACCUCAUGUCCAUCCAUUACCGGUAUUUAGAAUUUUUUCAUGCAGCGAUUGAAGUAAAAUUUGAAAUGGAGAAAUGGCUUAAAUGAGGAUAAUACAAUCAAAUGUUUCAAACAUAAUUUUGAUGUCAUGAUUUUAGUAGUGAACAGACUGUGAUUUUACUCAAUAAAUUUAAAAUGGUGUUUAGCCACUGUUAAAUAUUUAUUUUUCAAAAUAAAAUUCCAGGUAGAGACUGUGUGAGGUGUUUAGCAUGAAUGAUUUAUAUUUUAAAAGUGAAUCAAUGUUUAGGAAUUUGAUAUAAAUUGAAAUGACUGAGAUGGCCUUUUCCCCUUAUGUUUAGAAAAUUUUGUAAUGAAAAAAAAUCAACCUUUUCAACAACAAGUUUGAAAUCGAUGCAAACAAGUAUUUUUUUUUGCACUUAAAUUAUUGAUAUAGAGUACUUAGUUGCUGAUAUUGGUAUGAUUGGAACGAAUAUAAUAAAGUUUUUAAUGAUGAAAAUUUCUGAUUUAGUUUUUAAUUUGAUGUUGAUGAACUCUUCCUUAUAUCAAAACUGCUAAUCACUUGCCACCCCCUUUUUUAAAUAAAACUGUGCUUUUCAUCAUUAUAGCAUAAAAAAUUUUGACAUUCUUUCAAUGAUUUGUUCAUUACCAGUACCUUUUGAGAUUACCCCUUUAAAUAAAAAGUAUGUCACUUAAACUAAUUUGAAACAAAAUAAAUUAUUAGUUCG